UAUUGUGUGUCACACACAUAAUAUGAUAUCUCCUAUGACAUAUUAUUAUUACUAAGCUCAUAAACUAUAUUCGAUAUUAUACCAUUAUUGUGUGUAUUAUAAAUUAUUGCAAACUGCAGUAUAAGAUGUACCUACAAACAGCGAAAACUUAACGAUUCCCAUGAUUUCAUAUGAGUAGUCGCUAAUAUUAUUCUAUUAUUUUAUUUGUGUCGUUAAAAUAAAAUUAGAUAUCUAUCAAUUACAGCGCGUGGUUGUGUAAAACAUUUACAAAACAAUAAUUAAGUCUAAGUUAUGGGGAAUGGCAUUAAAUGGGAGUUUGAUAGAACCCAAUCGAUGGCAGUCCAUCACCGACGACAGAGCAAGCAAAAGACUCCUACAGAGUGUGGACAUGAGCACUCCAGUUGCAGGCAAUCAAAGACGAAAUCACCACAAUAUAAUUAUUUUCCUGUCAUGGACGUGAUCAAAGUGGCACCAGAUCACAACAACACUGCAUUAGAAAUGCCGUUCGAUUUGGAGGACGAGCCAGAGAAUAGCGAACCUGUCGACGAUUGUCUGACAUACGCUAUCAACGUAAACCCUCCAUCGUACUUAACACCGCUGUUGGCCAUACAGAACGUGGUAACCACUUUAAGUUGUUUGAUCUUCGUGUAUAAUAUUUUGGCACCAAAACUGUGCAUUUUACCUGAGGAUCCGGCACGCGCGCACUUGCUGGCCACGGCUGUCAUGGUAGCAGGUUUCAGUACGGGGAUACAGACCAUUUUGGGUGUCAGGCUCCCGAUUGUGCAGUCCAGUGGAUUCGUGUAUCUGUUCUGCACGCUACCCAUAUUGGAACUACCUAAAUGGCAAUGUAAUAGCAACAUUGAUCUAUUCACGAUGGGUCCCGAGGCCCGGACGUUAGAAUGGAAUUUACGCGUUCGUGAUAUUCAAGGCGCUAUGAUCAUCACCGGUAUCAUUCAAAUGUUUUUGGGCUAUUCUGGAUUUAUCGGAAAAUCACUGAAGUACAUCACGCCGCUGACCGUAGUGCCAACCAUGUGCCUCAUAGGGCUGUCGGUCAUCGAAAAAGGAGUGUUUCUAAUGUCGGGAAAUUGGACCACAGCCAUCAUAACACUAUUUUUAUUAACAUUAUUCUCACAAUAUUUGCGAAAAGUCGUCAUUUCCUUGCCAGUCUACUCGUCUCAAGGUGGACUGUUCAGAGUUCGGUUAAAAAUUUUCGCACUAUUUUCGAUAUUACUCAGCGUGGGCAUCAUGUGGAUCGCGUGUGUUUACCUGACUCACAGGAAUAUUAUAUUGCCAACAGACCCGACAAACACAGAAUCGAAGACUGGAGUAUUGCGCAACGCACCAAUGUUCCGAUUACCUUAUCCUUUUCAAUGGGGUCGGCCGACAUUUAGCUUGACGUCGGUAUUAGCCAUGCUACCCGCGAUUUUCGCUAACAUCGUACAGUCAGUAGCUAACUAUUACACGUGUGCAAGAUUUUCCAAUUUAACAAAGCCUCCUAAGAAUGCGGUAAGUCGGGGUAUCGGCAUCGAAGGUAUUAGUACAAUUUUUGCCGGUUUCCUGGGUACAGGUUCUGGCGUCAGCUCGUCCAGCGAAAAUGUGGGAAAUAUCGGCAUCACCCGAGUGUGCAGUAGAAACGUAAUCGGACUCGCAGCAUGCAUAAUGAUCUUCUUGUCCACGUUUACGAAGCUGAUUGCACUGUUGAUUACUCUGCCAGAUCCAGUACUUGGUGCAAUGACGUCCGUGCUACUUGUGUUGAUCGGAGCCGUAGCGCUAUCUAAUCUACAGUUCAUAAAUCUCAACUCGUUAAGGAACAUGUAUAUUCUCGGAUUGUCAAUAUUUUUUGGAUUGGCGAUUCCAAAGUACAUCUCAACCGUACAAGGUAAUGUCACCAACAUCAAAUAUGAAACUGUCAACGAUGUAGUUAUUGCGUAUCUGUCCUCUGGAAUAUUUAUCGCCGGAUUCGUUGGUUUUAUUUUAGAUAACACAAUUCCAGACGACGACGAUGCGAUGAACAGUAACAUGUACCAGAAUCCCGGUAAAGAAUUUAAGACUCCCAAUAAUACCGUGGACGACCAAGUAUAUACGAUUUCAGAUUAUCUCUUCGAUAAAAUUAAUUAUAUUUUAACAUUUUUCAUGUAAUACACGUAAUAUAAUAAUAUUAUUAUUUAAGCAUAUGUAUAAUAUCUAUGUUUCUUGAUAAAUCAUAAUACAUUAUA
Messenger RNA from Rhopalosiphum maidis (corn leaf aphid), 2216 nucleotides. RefSeq names its product solute carrier family 23 member 2-like. Gene Ontology annotation, molecular function: transmembrane transporter activity. The transcript is spliced from 13 exons. Bases 292 to 2139 code for a protein of 615 amino acids. Gene Ontology annotation, biological process: transmembrane transport. NCBI's taxonomy places the organism in Eukaryota, Metazoa, Arthropoda, Insecta, Hemiptera, Aphididae. The record is from RefSeq and is a predicted model, not a curated record. Gene Ontology annotation, cellular component: membrane.